AUGGUAUCACCAACAAAGAUGCUGAUUAGGUCUCCAUUAAAGGAAACGGACACGAACCUGAAACAUAACAAUGGCAUUCCUGUAUCAACAGCAACGGCAACGGCCCAUUUGAACGCGCUCCCUAACGACAACAAUGGCAAUAACAACACUAAUGAAUCCUUCCCGAAGAAAAGGUCCCUUGAGCGCCUCGAGCUCCAACAACAACAACAACACUUACACGAAAAAAAAAAGGCUAAGCUAGAAAGGGCCAGGUCCAUUGAAGGCGCUGUCCAGGUGAGUAAGGGUACAGGCUUAAAAAACGUCGAGCCAAGGGUCACACCUAAGGAAUUACUGGAAUGGCAAACCAACUGGAAAAAAAUCAUGAAAAGAGACUCUCGUAUCUAUUUCGACAUUACUGAUGACGUGGAGAUGAAUACCUACAAUAAGUCUAAGAUGGACAAGCGUAAAGACCUAUUGAAAAGAGGGUUUCUUUCAUUGGGCGCUCAAAUCACUCAGUUCUUCGACACUACUGUUACAAUAGUAAUAACAAGAAGGUCUGUUGAAAAUAUAUACCUACUAAAGGAUACAGACAUCUUAUCCAGAGCUAAGAAAAAUUAUAUGAAAGUUUGGAGUUACGAAAAAGCUGCUAGAUUCUUGAAAAAUCUCGAUGUGGAUUUAGAACACUUAAGUAAGGCCAAAUCUGCUUCGUUAGCUACCCCCACAUUGUCCAACCUUUUACACAACGAAAAAUUAUACGGCCCCACAGACAGGGACCCCAGAACUAAAAGAGAUGAUAUACACUAUUUCAAAUAUCCUCAUGUUUAUCUUUACGACCUGUGGCAAACUUGGGCUCCCAUAAUAACUUUAGAGUGGAAACCUCAAGAGUUGGCAAACUUGGACGAAUUGCCUUACCCCGUUUUGAAACUGGGCUCAUUUGGAAGAUGUCCCUUUAUAGGUGAUAGAAAUUAUGACGAAAAUUCUUACAAGCGCGUAGCAAAAAGAUACUCGAGAGAUAAGGCAAACAAAAAAUAUGCAUUACAACUCCGUGCCUUAUUCCAGUAUCAUGCUGACACUUUUAUGAAUACGUCUUCAGUUAACGACCAAACGAAAAACUUGAUAUUUAUUCCUCAUAUGUGUAACGACUCCACCAAAAGUUUCAAAAAAUGGAUGCAAGAAAAGGCAAAAAGUUUCRAGAAUGAUGAGAAAAAGAAAUUGGAUGAUGAGGUUAUUCAAGAUAUCCAUGAUCACAUUGAUAGCAAAAUCAUUGAUAAAGACAGCAUAUCCAUAAAGGAAAUUGAAGACGGGAAGCAUUCGCUGGAAGAGGAAGAAGAAAAUAAACACUUCAUUGAGGAAGAAUCUAAGAAGAUCCUCCAACGGAAAAACCCAAUUGCUACACCAAAGCUAAACCAUCCAAUACUAGCCACUUUUACAAGGCAGGAGACUGAAGAAGUGCCGGAUGAUUUAUGCACUUUUAAAAAACAAUCACGUCAAGCGUUUGAAAUCAAAGCGAGUGGUGCUCACCAAUCUAACGACGUAGCAACCUCUUUUGGCAAUGGUCUAGGUCCAACAAGGGCGAGUGUCAUGAGCAAAAACAUGAAGUCAUUGAGUAGACUAAUGGUUGAUAGGAAGUUGGGCGUAAAGCAAACAAAUAGUAACUAUAACACUUACACUACCGCCGCGACAACAACAACAACAACAACUACAACAGCUACAAUAGCAACAGCCAAGGAAACUAACCAUAAAUCCAAUGUAAAUGUAUUGCAAAAAGAUGAGAUCCGUUCGCAAACGAUGAUCAAAGGUAAUUCCACACAUACGGAAACCAACAACAAAGCACAGGAUCUCCCAAAGAAACUUGUAAAGUCUGCAUCCACUGGUCUAAAGUUCAGUAAUGACGUCAAGAUAAUAACUACCGAAUCUACAACAGCAUCGAAGAAAACCACAACUUCCACACACACCACGUUAAAUCCCAGCCUAAACACAACAACACAGCCAGCGAAGAAAGAAACAAUAAAAAAUUCAGGAUACUGUGAAAACUGUCGUGUUAAAUAUGAAUCUUUAGAACAGCACAUUGUAUCUGAGAAACAUUUGUCUUUUGCUGAAAAUGAUCUAAACUUUGAGGCCAUUGACUCUUUAAUUGAAAAUCUAAGAUUCCAAAUCUAA
Molecule: messenger RNA, 2139 nt
Organism: Saccharomyces eubayanus
Lineage: Eukaryota; Fungi; Ascomycota; Saccharomycetes; Saccharomycetales; Saccharomycetaceae
Gene: DBF4
Product: protein serine/threonine kinase activating protein DBF4
Exons: 1
Coding region: 1-2139 (712 amino acids)
Biological process (GO): regulation of cell cycle phase transition; positive regulation of nuclear cell cycle DNA replication
Cellular component (GO): nucleus; Dbf4-dependent protein kinase complex
Molecular function (GO): zinc ion binding; protein serine/threonine kinase activator activity; nucleic acid binding
Source: RefSeq, a predicted model, not a curated record